Myxocyprinus asiaticus (Chinese sucker) is the source of this 3048-nucleotide messenger RNA. RefSeq names its product coiled-coil domain-containing protein 106-like. The transcript has 8 exons. The record is from RefSeq and is a predicted model, not a curated record. Bases 347 to 1402 code for a protein of 351 amino acids. Gene Ontology annotation, cellular component: nucleoplasm. NCBI's taxonomy places the organism in Eukaryota, Metazoa, Chordata, Actinopteri, Cypriniformes, Catostomidae.
AUUGAAGUGCAGAGGACAGACUCAAUGACAGCUGAGUAGAACUGUAUCAGCAGUGCCUGUGGCAGGUUGAACUUCCUCAACUGGCAAAGGAAGUAAAACUUCUGCUGGGCCUUUUUCAAAAUGGAGUCUAUGUGGAUCUCCCACUUCAGGUCCUGUGAGAUGGUAGUGCACAGGAACCUGAAUGACAAUGACUCAUCGUCAUCUUGGAUGAGGCCAAUGACUGUAGUGUCAUCUGCGAACUUCAGGAGCUUGACAGAGGGUUCCUUGGUGGUGCAGUCAUUUGUGUACAUGGAGAAGAGUAGUGGGGAGAGCACACAUCCUUGGGGGGCACCAGAACUAAUUGUACAUGUGCUGGAGGUCUGUGAAUAUCGACAGGAUCCAUGUCAGCCGAUUCAUUAUGACUGAUGCGCAGAGAAACACGAGGAGCUCCAGUGAUUUGAAGAAUGAAGGAGGGUAUGAAAUCUCCAUCCCCUUUGACAAUAGCAACCCGGACGAGUCUGGCUUCUAUAAUCAAAAUGAUCAGGCUUUCGAUGUUGAGUCGGCCUCAGGUCAGGUUCCUCCUUGCAGUCCGUACUUUUUGAUCUCCAGUCUCCGAGCCCAGCUGCAGAUUUCUCUGGAAAAGAACUCCUGGCUCCAGAAGCGCAUCGAAGACCUGGAGGAGGAGAGGGACUUUCUACGCUGCCAACUCGACAGAUUCAUUUUCACCUCCAAGAGUCAGGAGAGGAACGAGCCUCAAGUGGACUCUGUGCAGCAGCCCACCAAUCAGAAACCCCUCACCCGGAAGGCGUCCACUCCUUCUCCAACACCUAUGACGACCCGCUCUGGGCAAAUUCCAACACGCAAUCAGAAGCGUAGUAGAAAAAGCAGCACACAAGAUGAAGAUGAGGAGGAGGAGGUGAUUGAGGAGGAGGAGUAUAUUGAGGAGGAAGGCUACUUAGAAGAGGAGCAGAUUGAUACAGAUGAGGAUGGUGACGAUUCCGACAGUAAACGUUCACGGAAGAGCCGUUCAAGCAGGAUGAAUGGCCAGACAAGGGUGAAAAGACGGCGUGUUUUCCGUAUUGCCCGAGGCAUGGAGAGACAGAGAGUUAAAGACCCUGCAGGUGUUCUGCUUCGCUACAAGAAGAUCCUUGUGACUUAUCAGAAGUUGAAGAGCAUGUCUAGAGCAUUCCAGGUUCAUGGUGUUGACCGUAACACUGUGGCCUCUUCUACACCUAUCGCUGAGCUGCUGCUGGUUGCCCCUGAGAAGGUAGCAGAGGUUGGCGAGUUUGAUUCCUCCAAGGAGAAGCUUCUGGAUUAUGCGAGGCGCUGCUAUAAAGCUCUCGACGAAGCUGCUCAUGCUAAGGUGCAGGCCUUGAAGAAGAACAACCUCUUGCUGCCCAUUUCAUACAGGUUCAGGCACUGAAUUUCCAAAAAUGUAUUCCUCUAUUUGUGGUGGGCAGAGCCAGUAGUAUUGAGGUAGUGGUUUGGAUUCUUCAAGGUCAAUCCAAGGAACAUUAUGGAUGUUUUUUUUUUUUUUCUCUCUACCUCAACUGUAGAGCUACUCAUCAUUUGGAGUGGAAAACUGUUCAUCUUUUUUUUGCAGUUUCUGAUGAUAGUAAUUCUCCAGAUCAAGUGAUUUAAGAAAAAUUUCUUCUAUAACUGUAAAUGGAGUGCCUGUGAAUUCAGUCCUGGUUUAUCACAUUUCUCAGCUUGAUUGGAGGUAUGCCAUAAUGUGUUGGUUAAAAAGAAUUGCAUGUUGACCAUAACAAAACUUGGUAAAAUGUUGUAAAAAUUUCUGAAGUUCAGAGAGAAAAACUUUGGGCAAUUAAAUAUAUAAAGGGAGAUACGGGCUGAGUGAAUCCAAGAAUCUGUGAGAUGUUUGGUCAGUCACUGUAUUAAAAAAAAAAAGUUACCUGUCCUUUAUUUUUUUUGGUAUAUCCUUAAGUUUGUUGUUGUAAGUUUGGAACAAAAAAAGUUCCUGCGUCCUCAAAUUUCAAUUAAUUGUCAAGGAAUUUUCUCACUGUUAUCACAUUAUUAUUAUUAUUAUUAUUGGUUGAUGAAAUCAUAUUAAUUUUUCUUGUUUGAGUUAUUAGGUUGGGAAUCUUUUGAGGUAGCUUACCUCUUAUAUUGAAGACACAAAUCAGAAUAAAGAUUUUCCAGGGAUAAAAUAAAGUUCUCAGCUUGCUAUUAUUUAAAUGAAAGAAUGGCAAUGAAAACUUUGUCUUCCUAAAUCAUUUUCAGUUUUUCUAAUCUUUAUCAUCUGUGUUGGAUGUUGUUAAUUGUAAUACGUUUUUAAUGAGAAGAAAGGGGGCUUAAAAAGAAGCACCUGCUGCAAUUCUCUUCUGUGCAAACGUUUGUGUAGGGAAACCCAAAGACCAAAGAGUAGUAACUAUACCAGAAUCCUCAGGGAUGAGGUAAAAUAUUUAUCUACCAAUCAUUUCAAUUUCUGGGGUUCCAGUGUAUUGCUGCCUUAUUACAUGACUGUAGUCCUCAUACACUUUAUACUACUGAAGUCAGUGAUCUUGAGUUCAUCAAAUUAAACCUAUUUAAAUGGAACACAUCCCACCCCUUUCCAGUAAUAUUGGUAUUUCUACAGCACAGAUUUGUGUUCUUCUUGACAAAGGGUAAAUGAUAUUGAUAUCAGAGACACUGUUUACUUUUUGUGUAAUUUUGUACACUUUGGGUACCAGUUCUUGCGAAUACUCAGGAGGUUGCAACGCAAACCUCAGAUAUCUGAGAUAUGCUUACUGAGAUGUGUUUGAUCUAAAAUAUUUAUGAUAGAGUGCCUUGUACAACAUCAAAACUCUCAAUGUCUUUGUUUCCACUAGUUUUUUUGUUUGUUUUGUUUUUCUCUCAUAUUCCUCUCUUAGUAUAACGGUUUAAGAGAUAAUAUAAUGCUAAAGUAGUGUUUAUAUAUUGCAGCAUCAGUUUGGUUGCUUGGUUGCAAAGCAGCAGUUUUGAUGUAGUUUUUUCUUUUGUAAUUGUGAAUUCCUAUUGUUUUUUCCUUUUGUAUUAUCCUGAGACUGUGCACAUGUCCUAAUUGUACCCUGCUGUAUUAUUAAACACGUU